Molecule: messenger RNA, 5914 nt
Organism: Penaeus monodon (black tiger shrimp)
Lineage: Eukaryota; Metazoa; Arthropoda; Malacostraca; Decapoda; Penaeidae
Product: neuroglian-like
Exons: 23
Coding region: 16-3990 (1324 amino acids)
Biological process (GO): cell-cell adhesion
Molecular function (GO): protein binding
Source: RefSeq, a predicted model, not a curated record
UGUAGCAUCUUAGUAAUGCAUUUGUGGCCGCAGUGCCAAAGCCGACUUCAUCGGUGCAAGAUACCAUACCACAUCCCCCCCCCCCCUCGUCACGGCCUGCUUGUGGGGAGUUUCCCCGUAAGGAAUUUCCUCCGUCGAAUUUUUGUGUACGUGUUGGACGAAUUUGGAGGUUGCCGACGGAAGGCGGUGCAAGGUAGAGGGAAAAUGUUAGAGACACGGUUACCGAGGAUGACCCUGCAGGCGCUGUUGGUGGUGGCCGUUGUGGCGGUGACCUGCGAGGCGGUGAUCAAGUACCCGCCCAUGAUGACGAAACAGCCGCCUUCCAACGAGGAGCUGCUGUUCCAAGUGGCCUCCAGGAUGGACGAGAACGACAAACCUUUUAUUAUCGAAUGCGAGGCAGAAGGAGAGCCAGCCCCGAAAUACCGAUGGGUAAAGAACGGGAAAGAAUUCGACUGGCAAACCUACGACAAUCGAAUUUCACAGCAGCCAGGAAGAGGCACGUUGGUGAUCACGUCUCCAAGGGAUGAGGACCUGGGCCAGUACCAGUGCUUUGCAACCAAUGACAUGGGAACAGCAACUUCAAACUCUGUGUUUGUGCGUAAAUCUGAGUUGAAUAGCUUCAAGAAUGAGGAUCCAGUGUCUGAGACUGUCAAUGAGGGUGAUCCAAUUGGACUGACUUGCCAGCCACCAGAUGGUUAUCCUAAACCAUUUGUAUACUGGAUGAUUCAGGAUGACCGAGGUGCUCUGCGUAGCAUUAACUCUUCCAGAAUGACUGUGGACCCUGAAGGAACCCUUUGGUUUUCCAAUGUCACUCGAUUUGAUGAAUCCAAUGACUUCACAUAUGCCUGCUCUGCAACAUCCACUUUCCGUAAUGAAUACAAGCUGGGCAAUCGUGUUUACUUGCGUGUAUUCCAGAGCGGUAGUACUUCAGUUCAGACUAAAAAUGAACCUGAAGUGCAGUUCAAAUCCCGCAAGAACACUGCCAUUUUGAAGGGGAAAACCUUGAGACUUUGGUGCAUCUUCAGUGGAACGCCCUUACCUGAGAUGCUUUGGAAGAAGAGCAACAACUCGAUCCCAGUUCCUUUACCACAUGACCGUGUUGACUAUGAAAAUUAUGGCAAGACUUUGGUCAUCCGUUAUGUAGACUUUGAAGAUGAAGGCCAGUAUGAAUGUGAAGCAAGCAACGGUGUUGGUGUAGCCAAGUCCUACACAAUGAAUGUUAAAGUACAAGCAAUUCCCUACUUUGAGAAGGAACCUGAAAUAGAGAACAGGGCUGAAGGUGAGACUGCCACAUUCUACUGUGAAGCUGGUGGAAGGCCUCCCCCAAAGCAGUAUUGGAUCUACAAUGGCAUGCCUAUUGAGGAAGCCCCGUACAACCCCCGUCGUAUUGUUGAGCCAAAUAGGAUUAUCAUCAAGAAUUUGACAAAGGCUGAUACAGGCAAUUAUGGUUGUAAUGCGACAAAUGUUCAUGGAUAUGUCUACAAGGAUGUUUAUGUUAAUGUUCUUGCAUUGCCUCCUGAAAUCCGUGUCCCACCUAGUGAUGUUCAAGCAGUAGAUGGACAGCAAGUCAACCUUACUUGCCGAGUGUUUGGAGCCCCAAAACCGCGCAUCACCUGGAUUAAGGAUAAUGUUGAGAAGACUGGUGGACGGUUCCAUGUAACAGAGGAUGGAGAUCUUGUUAUCAGGGAUGUCUCAUUCACUGAUGCUGGAGAUUAUACAUGUGUUGCUGAGAACAAGUUUGGCCAGCAAGAAGCUCAUGGAUCUUUAGUUGUAAAGGAGAGAACACGUAUUACUAAUACUCCAGAAGAUUACGAAGUUGCUGCAGGACAAACUGCUACAUUUAGAUGUAAUGCUGUAACUGAUAGUGACUUAGAACUUAGUAUCGAGUGGCUUACUGAUGGUAAGCUUAUUGAUUUUGAUCAAGAACCAAGAUUUGUACAGCAGUCUGAUUCUUCCCUGAGUAUCACUAAGACAACUGAAUUAGACUCUGGGGUUUACACUUGUGUCGCCUCAACUGAACUGGAUAAGGUUACUGCUGCUGCCACUCUCAUUGUUCAAGAUGUACCAAAUCCACCAAAAUUACUGCUGCCAGUGGUAUGUAAUGACCGCGAUGCAAGCGUUGAGUGGCAACCCAUGGGUGACAACAGAGCUCCAAUCCUUGGUUAUAUCAUACAGUAUAAUACAAGCUUCACUCCAGAUACUUGGGAAAAUGCAUUUGAUUCUGUACCUGCUACAAGUACACAGUUCAAUAUCAAUCUCAGUCCUUGGGCCAACUACACGUUUAGGGUGAUUGCUCGUAACAAGAUUGGGCCAUCAUUACCAUCAGAUCAUUCUGGAAUGUGCACCACACCCCAAGAUGUUCCUUACAAGAAUCCUGAUGGUGUUGAAGGCAAGGGCUCCACCCCACAGAACCUUGUCAUCAAGUGGUCUCCAAUGCCAGAAAUUGAACACAAUGGUCCAGGAUUCAAGUAUCGAGUAUAUUGGAAGAGAGACGACAUUGAUAAUACUAGAUGGAAAACAGAGGAUGUCUUAGAUUGGGAGCAAGAUCAUUUGGUUGUAGAAAGCCAGCCUACAUUCAAACCAUAUAGGAUCAAAGUGGAAGCCCAUAAUGAGAAGGGACAAGCUCAUGUUGCAGCUCCUGAAGUACUGGGUUGGUCAGGAGAGGAUGUUCCUACUGAAGCUCCAAGAAAUUUGAGUUUGAUAGAAUUAAGAGAUGCAACAACAGCUUUAUUGGCAUGGGAACCUGUGUCCAAUUCUUCAAUUCGUGGUCACUUCAAGGGAUACAAGAUUCAAACUUGGACUGAAAAUGAAAAUGAAGAGAAAGCAAGGGACAUAAUAGUAGAGAAUAAUAAUGAACCAAGUGCCCUUGUAACCUCCUUUGUUCCAUACACAAAGAACUUUGUUCGUGUUCUGGUGUUUAAUGGUGCCUAUGAUGGUCCUCCUAGUGAGACUAUUAGCUUUGUGACUCCUGAAGGAAAGCCUGGCCCGGUUGAUUCUCUUGAUGCCAUCCCUAUGGGCUCAUCAGCAUUUUUCCUCAUUUGGAAGAAACCCAAGCAACCAAAUGGAAUUUUGACUGGAUACCACAUUUACUAUCAAGUGGUUGAGGGAACAGAAACAGGGCCAAUGUCUGAGAGGGAUCCCCCCAUCAAUGAUCCAAUGGUCACUAGGGCCAAGUUGGCUUCACUUAAGCCAGCCACUAAGUACCGCAUCACAAUCAGGGCCAGAACUGCAAUGGGAUUGGGCUCCAGCUACUACAUUGAAAGAAUGACUCGAAGUACUGGAGCUUCACCACCAGGAAAGCCAACAUUCAUCUGGCAGCACAUCAGCACAAAGACAGGAACCCCAGCUAUAAAGAUUACUUGGAUCCCUAACACCGAAAGCAAUCCUGGCUCACAUUUCUUUGUGAAGUACAAGUUGUAUGGAGAAAGCAUGUUCCAGGAGACCAAACCAGAACUGUACCAGGACUUCACAAUACUCAAGGGACUAGAACCUGAGAGAGCAUACAAAAUGAGUGUAGUUGCAGUAGAUGGUGAAUUCACUACCGAAUCUGAUAUAGAGGAGAUUGAUACACAUACAACUGGCAUUUCUUCAGAAGUGACACGGCGCCCAUCAGACAGUAUUGCAACACGAGGAUGGUUUAUUGGCAUGAUGCUUGCAAUUGCAUUCCUUCUUCUGAUCCUCAUCAUUGUGUGCAUUGUAAAACGCAACCGUGGUGGAAAGUAUGCUGUCCAUGAAAGGGAGGCAGCACAUGGCCGUACUGAUUUCAAUGAAGAGCAGGGAUUCCCAGAAUAUGCCCAGCCACUGGAUGGAGCAAAAAGAGAUAGCCUGGGAAGUGACGUGAAAAACCCAAUAGAGUCCGAUACAGAUUCAAUGGCUGAGUAUGGUGAUGGGGAAACAGGAACAGGAAUGGCUGAGGAUGGUUCCUUUAUCGGUCAGUAUGGCCGGAAGAAGGGAGAGACAACGUCCAAUGCAUUUGCCACCCUAGUUUGAUGUUAUACCUGCAUUCCUGAAGGUUUACAGAAGAUGGCUCAUUCAUUGGACAGUAUGGAGGAGCCACCGGGAAGAGGAAGCCAGUCCCAGAGGACAAGUCACCAUCAGCUGUGGCAACUUUUGUCUAGGGACAGUCUUGACACUGAAGCAUUCUUCAUCUGUGGCCAUCAUACUUCUCAAAGCCCCUUUCUCUGGCCACACAAGUUCAUCAUUUCAUGUUUCAUUACCCUGUGAUUUGAGGGUAGUCGAGAAACAGUUGCUCCUAAACAUCUGUUUUGUUUUAAUACUUGUGUCAGUGUUAUGAAAAGUGAAAUAUAUAUGAGGAAAAUAAUUAAAAAGUAAAGCAUCACGAUUUAAAUGGGGCAAGGUAGACUUUAAAAAAUAUAGGAAUAUAUAUUAGUAUUAUUUACCAUCAUAUUGGAAGUAUGUGAUCAGUCAGAUAUACAAGAUAUUAGUGUGACCAGUGAAAUAGAAACAUGCUCAAGCACAUUGCAAGCUUCAGAGAAUGACUUGAACACUUAAGAACAUUAAACAGAUACAGGUAAUUGAGUGAGAUCUCCUCAAUGAAAAAUGCCAUAUUAAGGCUGCCCAUAGUGAUAUUUUUUUCAUCUGAUUUAACCCCAUAGAGUAGUUGAAUGUAAUUAAGACCUUUGCUAUACUUGAUAAGGUCAUGUGAACUUUCAAGGAUUUUAUUGAUAUCUGUGAGUUUAAGUAUUAAACAUUUAGUUGGACUGAGAGUUGUGUAAACUUUGAAACCAAAUGUUGCUAAUGCUGUCUCAUUAUUUAACUUGUGCCAAAAUGGCCAUGGAAAAUACUUCCUCUAGAUAAUUUAGGAUGGAGGCAAGAAGGUAUAUUGUAAUAAUAAGCUGAAGAUAGUUCUCACAAUAAGUGAAUCUCAACAAAAAAUGCCAGUUCCUGUUGGCAAGUUUAUUUCUUUUAGUGCAUCCAAAGUGAAUAAUGAUGGCACAAUGUGUGAGAGAGGACUCAAUAGAUAUUUACAGGCCAUCUCUUGUUUUAGGACAAAACCUUUUAGUGGUGCCCCACUGGUUAUCAGGCAAAUGAUUACAGCUGUACACUGGAUAUUGGAAAUAUGAUCUCCAUAAAAUCCCAGUGAACAUAUACAGUUGCCUCGUUGCAAAAGAUAUAGUAAUAAGAAAGUGUUCCUGUAAACGGGAAUUAAGUAAACAUUUCUAUAUAGCCACCUGGCAUUGAUGUAAGUGUUGCAAUUAAGAUGUAAAUGUGCCUCUUGUCAGCUUUUGAAUCACAAUUAAGCAUUGCUAGUUUUCUUUCCACUUUGAGUAUGUGAUGAGCCAAGUUAAUAAUGGAUGAUUGGUAUUAUGGGGCUCUUUAUAUUCAUUGGUCUACAUAUGAAUGGUAAAGAGUCUUGUGUAUCAUAACCAUUCCUUAUGAAUACUCAUCAUAUCACUAAUAAUGCUGUUGUGAGACUUUGUGUGAAUCUCAUUCCAGAGUAUUGAUAUCUAACAUUUAUGUUUGAAGAACAAUUCAAAACUUAUUUUCUUUUUUUCUUUUUUUUUUCCAUUUCAUUUUUGAUCCCUGUAUAAAUCUCACAAUUCUUGCACAAACAUGCUAGGAUCUGGUAAUAUUUAACCCAUGUAAGGCAAGAGUAUAUUAUAGGGCUGCUGCACCACAGAUGAAGACAGUCAGUUUAUGCCAAUGAUCUCUAGUUUUGUGUUUGAAAGUUGUAGCAUUUCCUUGAUGGUUUCACUCCAGAUAUUGACAGUCUGUAGUAGAGCCACCAAGGUAGUCCCUGGUCACGGCUCAUUCACGCCUUCGCUGUGACAAGCACUAAGUGUCAAAGUUUGAAAAACAUUGCCAGCAUUGUGUGAAUGUUUGUUAUUUUUAUACAAGUGCCCUUUUGUAUCCUUUAAAAUUCUGUGGUAAUAUGCUACUUCACUUUUAUUUC